AGGUUAGUUUAUAUCUCGCACUGUCAGAGUAGAGAUGCAACGCUCUCUCCUCGUAGUCGCUCGCGAACUUCGCUGACAUGAUCGAGGUGUAACAGAGAGAAAAGCGAAAGACAGUUUUAAGAUCGUUCGUUCUCGGGACUUUGGCCACCACGAUGAAGGUGACAGUGGCAAUAAGUGUGUUGGCAAGUGUUUUAACCACAACAAUUGCUCUAAUUUACAAUGCACCCGAAAACUGUAACUGGAAUUAUCGUGACAGUAACCAAAAAGACGUGACUCUAUCUUGUAACUUGAGAACCAUUGGCAGUGACUUUGACACGAGCAAUUUCUCGAUUUCGCAAAGUGAACACACAACCGACCUGGAAAUUCUGUGCAGUGAUGUCUUGUUUUUCCAGUCGUCUCUCCAGCCUCGUGUUUUCCAGCGGUUAUUUAAUCUCGAUACCAUCACGAUCGAGUAUUGUAAAUUGACUGGACUCCCGGCUGGAACUUUCCUCGGACUGGAUGCCAUGAAAAUGCUAACAGUGAGAACGCAUAACAGUGACUGGAGUGCCAUGGCUCUCGAACUCAGUCCCGAUAGUUUGGUUGGAAUGCCCCAUCUGGAACGCUUAGACCUGGGUCAAAAUAAUAUCUGGAAUCUGCCCGAACGUGUCUUCUGCCCACUGCCCGGUCUCCGGCACUUGAACCUCACUUGGAAUCGCCUUCAAGAUGUGUCAGAAAUUGGGGUUACCGGCAGUUGCGGUGCACAUUUGGUCACCCUUGACCUCUCUGGAAAUGACCUUGUUGUCCUUCCAGAGGCUGGACUGGCCGGCCUGGAAUCUCUACGUGAACUUUACCUUCAGUAUAAUGACAUUUCCAUGUUGGCAGAUGGGGCGUUCCUGGCUCUCAAUUCUUUGAACGUCCUCAACAUUUCCAGCAAUCGUCUCGUUGCCCUUCCCCCCGAAGUGUUUAACGAGACCUUAGGGCUGACAGAGCUCUACAUGCAUAACAACACCAUCAGCGUUUUAGCCCCGGGACUUUUUGCAGCCCUCAGCCGUCUGACUGUCUUGGACAUGUCCCACAAUCAACUGACUUCCGAAUGGGUGACGGCCGAGACAUUCCGAGGGUUGGUGAGACUCGUUUUCCUGAAUCUGAGUCGUAACCGCCUGUCGCAGGUCAACCUCGACAUGUUUCGUGACCUGUCGGCUCUCCAAGUUUUGGAUUUGAGCCACAACCAGCUGACUGUCAUCGGCGACAUGACAUUCUCUCCCCUGGCCAACCUGCACCGACUGGACUUGAGUUACAACAGACUGAUGGGUUUGGAAGGCAGGAGUUUAUUGGGUUUGCACGUGUUGUCCUCUCUCUCCGUCGCCCACAACAACAUCUCCCGCAUCGCCCCCGAUGCCUUCAACAACUGCACGAAUCUUCGUGACCUGCGGCUCGAGUACAACUUCAUGGAAUCGAUCCCCGAGGCCGUUCGUGCAGCGGAGUACCUCCGUACUUUAAAAAUCAGCCAUAACGUCAUAACGAGUGUAACCAAGGAUGACCUCACCCCCCUGAGCGGUCUGAGGCAUCUAGAUAUGUCUAAUAAUCGUCUGAAAGGUUUGUGCAAAUCAUGUUUGGGUGGUCUGGAAUACCUGGAAGUUUUAGACUUGUCUCGUAACGAGUUAGGAUCAGUGCCGCACGGAGUGUUCGAUACCAAUACGAGAUUGCAGUUGUUACGAAUGGAUGGAAAUAAGAUGAGUGAUAUCAAUGGCUUAUUUGCUUCCCUGCCUAAUCUCUUGUGGCUUAAUGUGUCUGACAAUCGCAUCACGUGGUUCGAUUACGCCCUCAUCCCCAAUCAGUUGCAGUACCUCGACCUCCACGACAACAAGAUCAGGGACCUGGGAAAUUACUUCGGCUUGGAAGGGAAACUGGAACUGAGAACACUAGAUGUAAGUCAUAACCAACUAGAAAGUCUUGGUGGUCCGUCUGUGCCGGACAGCGUUGAACUUCUUUUUGUAAAUAGUAAUAAAAUCACUCGCAUUGGUGCAGGAACUUUUGCUAACAAAAAUAAUCUCUCUAUGGUUGACUUAUAUGAUAAUCUUCUCAGUAAGGUUGAUUUGAACUCUAUCAAUCUCCCACGUGUCCCAGAAGACCGUGACCUUCCCGAGUUUUAUAUAGGUGGCAAUCCCAUCUUCUGCGAUUGCAACAUGGAAUGGAUGCAUCGUGUCCAUCAGAUCAGCGGUUUGAGGCAGCAUCCACGCGUGAUGGAUUUAGACAAGGUAAUCUGCACUCUCCCCUACCCUCGUACUGAGGAGAACCGAAUUCCUUUCUUGGAGACGCAGCCAUCUCAGUUUCUGUGUCCCUACACCUCCCACUGCUUUGCCCUUUGCCAAUGCUGUGAUUUCAUCGCGUGUGACUGCCAGAUGACAUGCCCGAAGGGAUGCUCUUGCUACCAUGAUGACACUUGGGCCACUAACACCGUCGACUGUUCUGCCAGAAAUCACCACCAGCUCCCGGAUGACAUACCCAUGGAUGCCACAGUUGUUUUCAUGGACAACAACGAGAUGCCAACCCUUGAUGCCCACCACCUCAUCGGCAGAAAAAAUCUAAGGGCUCUUUACAUCAACAGUUCAAGGGUGGAGAGGAUCCAAAACCGCACUUUCCACGGCCUUUCCUCCCUCAAAGAACUUCAUCUCCACGACAACAUGUUGGCAGAAUUGCACGGGUAUGAAUUCGAACACCUGGAACAUCUACGUGAGUUGUACCUUCAGAAUAAUCGGCUGAAGAUAAUAAAUAACGCCACCUUUACCGGUCUCAAGGCUCUCGAAGUUUUGAGGCUGGAUGGGAACUUCAUCUUUGACUUCCCGGUGUGGCACCUGAAGCUCAACUCGGGCCUCAAACACGUGGCACUCGGUGCCAAUGCAUGGUCGUGCGAGUGCCGGUAUAUGGUGGACUUUAAAAACUGGCUUAUUAGGGAAACAGAUGUUGUUCACGAUGCCAAAUCUAUCUUUUGUGUAUCCAAUUCCUCUGGGGACCCCGGUCCUUAUGUGCUUGAAAGUUCAUAUUCAUGUGAAAACUUUGUUGCAACAUCCAUUGUGCAAGAAAAGCUAGAAAAUGAUUUCUUGCAACCAGUGUUAAUUACUCUCGGCAUAUUUUUCGUUGUAUUAAUUGUGGGUGUUGUGUUUGCUGUAUUCAGAGUCCGUCUGCAACAAAGUGUGUCUAAGAAAUGUGGGCUGAAGUGUUUCCCGUCGCAGCCGACCCCUCCCAAGGAAGACGAGAGGAACAUAGUGUACGACGCUUUUAUCAGUUACAGUGAAAUGGACGCUCCUUUCGUCACCGAGAUCUUCGCUGCUGAGCUCGAGAACGGCGACCCCUCCUACAAGCUGUGCCUUCCCUCCAGGGAUUAUCAGACCGUCGGUACAUACGUGGGAGACUUUAUUGUCCAUUCCAUCGAAUCAAGUCAUAAAACUGUUCUAGUCUUAACGAAAAAUUUUGUCGACCACGACUGGUGUAAAUUUUCAUUCAAAGCCGCCCACCUGGAGGCGCUGAAAAACUUCAAAAACCGCGUGAUUGUCGUGAUGUGCGGGGAUGUGAACGAGGGCGAGAUGGACUCCGAUCUCGCCUCCGUCGUGAAGGGCGCCACCAAACUGAAGUACGAAGACAAGUCCUUCUGGAGCAAGCUGCACGCCUCCCUCCCCAGCGGCGCCAACAAGAUCUCGCAGCAGUGUUACAUCACCGAGACCAACUACAUCAUGAGGAACAGCGUGCCCGUCUUGUCGCCCAACCACACUCUCAAGCAGGGGCAGUUGGUGCCCAACAUGGUGCUCACGAAUGCCAUCAAGACCCCAGUCACCCACUAUCACCAGCAGCCUCCUCCUCACCCUCACUAUCACCAGACACAGCCGUCCAUAAGCAGUGACCCGGGGGAACUGGACAAAACCUUCGUCAGUGUCGAGACGGCCCAGUCUAGUCUCGCCCCGAGUCUAAGUCAUUCCUACAUGUCCAUCGACUACGGGGCCGCCAGAAAUUCCCACAUUUAUGCCUCCAUUGACGAGACUACCCCAGCACUUCCCCCGUCCACGCUCCCUUCAGUGCACACGCUCCAUCACCACCUCCGUCAGCAACAGCAGCAGCAGCAGCAGCAACAGCAACAGCAGCAGCAGCAGUCACAACAGUCACCUUCCCCUCCCCACCAGUACCUUCCAGUCAGUAACAGUCAACAGCGACGGCCUCUGACUGGGGGGGUGCCCCCCAUUCAGGCUUUUGAUCAGCCAGCAGUCACGGCGUCCUAUUUCAUAUAAACUGUCAGAUUAUUAAGAAAAAAGAAGUAAUUUAUAUUAUUAUUAUUAUUAUAAUGAUUAAUCUUGGUAUAUGUGAGAUUUAAAAGAAUUAUCUAUAUAAAUAUAUAUAAAUCUAUGUCCUUGUUGGCAGCAGUAUGUAUGUCAUGUCUGUUGGAUGUGUCUAAAACAAAAAAAAAUGUCGUGAGGACCAAAACGUGAAUGGAUCAAUUACUAUUAAUUAAUCAAUAGGUGUAAUAGUGUUGUAGUUGACCGUCAAAGCUAAAAUAAAAAUAAAAAAAAGCAAAAACAAACGGAGAAGUUGGUGAGAGACUUCAUGAAGGGGGAAGAAGAAAACCGAUCUUGUGUUAAUUGUUUGUGUCUAGUCAAAACAUAAAUAAAAAUGGAAAAAACUUUUUUUUUUCAAUGAGACAGCAUCUGCUCUAGUGCCUUCAACUGACGGCCUUUGUUGCAACAAUGUUUUGGGCUGAUGAUAUAAUAUAAUUAUGUGUGUGGACGUAGCUUCAUGCGUAGCGUAUAUAUGGCUCUUUGCUGAUUAUGUCGGAGAAAUAUUAAAAAAAUGAGGAACAUUUGUAAAUACUGUACUAUAAUUUAAUAUGUAUAAAUCGUGAUACUUAUGGCCAAAGUGUGAUAAUAUUUAGCUGUUACAUUAAGCUCAAGUCAUGAGUUUGAACGGGUAUUUUUAUAAAAUCAAAUAAUUACAAAAAAUAAAAUGAUGACUUGUUAAAA
This is a messenger RNA of Macrobrachium nipponense, 4985 nucleotides long. RefSeq names its product toll-like receptor Tollo. Lineage: Eukaryota; Metazoa; Arthropoda; Malacostraca; Decapoda; Palaemonidae. The record is from RefSeq and is a predicted model, not a curated record. Bases 153 to 4259 code for a protein of 1368 amino acids. The transcript has a single exon. Gene Ontology annotation, molecular function: protein binding. Gene Ontology annotation, biological process: signal transduction.